GCCGGGUCGAUCGGCAGUUAGUCGGCCGGGACGAUCCUCCGGGUCCUCUCCUCGCCGGUGCGUUCGAGCGGAAUCCUCGCCUCGCGUAGCUCGCACGUCGAUCUUUCUUGCCCCUCGCCUGCUCCUCCACCCUCCUCGUCCACCCUUUCCUUCUCUUCGCAUCUCUCACACUCUCGUCACGGCUUCUUCCCCUUCCUUCUCACCUCCCACGAUCCUAUCUUUCUCGGUUUGCUCCUCGAACGGUGGACGUAGUAUUUCCUGGUGAUCCGUGAUGCGCACCACGAGGCUCUCGCGCUGAUGCGCACGGAAACAUUGCCAGCCUCUUCGAAGUGAGCAAUUGAUGAGCGAUCGAGCCAUGGGCCGCACAGGAUACACGUGCAUCAGGCACGUCUUUUGCUCCGUCAACGUUCUAAUCUGGUUAUGCGCUUGCGGAAUUUUGGGUGCAGGCCUUUGGCUGCGGUUGGCUUAUUCCGGAUACGCGACCUUGGUGCCGCAGUAUAGCUUCGUAUCAGCGGAUUCGCUGCUACUCGCCGCUGGAUGCGUCACAUUCGUCAUCGCCUUCUUUGGAUGCUGCGGCGCGUGGUUUCAGUCUAGAUGCAUGCUGAUCACGUACUUCAGUUUGGUAAUACUCAUGUUUCUCGCCGAGUUCAUGCUGGGAACUUUGGCAUUCGUAUUCAGAGAGCAUCUUGCGAGAAGCUUAAAAGAGGAAUUACUAUACGGCAUCGAGAGGCAUUACAAUAUCACUAGAGAGCCAGGAACACUUUCCGCCAUGUGGGACCAUAUACACACGGAGUUUCACUGCUGCGGUGUACGCGAUUACACGGAUUGGUUCCAAAUCGAGGCGUGGCCGGAAGAGGAUCGGGUGCCCGAUUCCUGCUGCGUGCAACGGGAACGUUAUUGUGGUCGCCUGGACGCGGAGGGUCGCAACAAGGAGCUCUGGUACAAGGACGGAUGCGCAACCGCCAUUCAGAUGUGGCUGGUGACCAGACUCCACAUAGUGGGCACGGUGGGUCUCGUCGUGGCCUUCCUUCAGCUGUUCGGCCAGGUGGCCAGCAUGAUACUCUUCUGCACGGUCAGGCACAAGAGAUCAUCCCACACGUACAAGAGCUACGAUACCACCAAUACCUAGAAUUUCCGAUCGAUCUUAGACGAGACCACCGUCUAAGGUCGAUAACACCCCGCCCUCGCGAGUCUUCGAUUUCCGCUGCGCGCAGCGGGAGUGAGUCUCUUCGAAAUCGUCGGGAUCGGUCGUUUCUCCGAGAAGACCCAUUCUCGGAGAGGAUCCUGCCGAUUUCGAUCGCGUCGCAUCCGCAUGUAUUUGUAAAAAGUAAACAACCACGAGGGAAACGAAAAUUUGUUGGGAAAGAACGAAAAAGAAACGCAACUGUUACGUUAUUGAUGAUUAUUGAACAUUAUGCAUUUACAUAUGCGGUAUUUUUACGCUGAUGAAGACACAUUGACGUAUAGUUGACCAAAAAGUUUCCGCUGUGUACCAAAAACUAUAAUAGGUAUUUAAUUGUUGGAUUUCUCCUUAGUCCUGAUAAUGUUUCUUACAAUUUCCAGUGAGUAACAUCGCGAUAUUUAUAUGUCGGUUGUUAAUUAUUUAUGUUUUUAAUUCUCUUAGGCAACACAUGAUCUACGCAUCCUUUUACGCAAUAUUUAUAGUUAUCUGCAAAGAUGGCACCUGGCAACAGAAAAGUUAAUAUGUAUAUGAAAAUAAUUUAUAUAAUGACGAGGAUCAGUUUCAUGAUCGAUCAUUAAAUUGCAAUUUUCUAAAGGAACAAGUUGAUCCUACUUUCAUAAUAAUGAAGAUGACUCUAAUCACUGUAUACUCAAUAUUCAUCCAUUUGAAAUGAUCAAUCUUCAUUUUACAAUAACUAAUUACACGUCGCAUCGUUUCUUGACGUUAAUGAUUAGAAGCACUUAGGUAGAUAAUGUGCAUGAUUAUGUGAUUUAGUCCACGUACUCAAUAGAAAUCAUAGAUCAUCAACUAUCUUUAAUAUCGUAAGCAUGAAUAAUUUGUUAAGAUUUUUUUGUAUUCAAUAUAUAUAUAGAGAUAAAUAUAUAAAUUUAGUAAAUUAAAAUAAAUAUAAACUCUCUGUUAUUCUCAUAUGUUAUAUGAUAUUGACGAAGCAAUCGAUUGAAUAUGACAAGUUAAACGAUGUUAAAGACUGUAUAAUCCAGAAUCGAAAUGAUAAGACGACACAGUGAUGUAUUAUGUAUUGAAAAAAUAAAUUAUUAUUAUAUAAUAAAUAAUAUAUUUAUAUAACUA
Molecule: messenger RNA, 2272 nt
Organism: Linepithema humile (Argentine ant)
Lineage: Eukaryota; Metazoa; Arthropoda; Insecta; Hymenoptera; Formicidae
Gene: Tsp5D
Product: Tetraspanin 5D
Cellular component (GO): plasma membrane
Source: RefSeq, a predicted model, not a curated record